Messenger RNA from Ceratina calcarata, 1804 nucleotides. RefSeq names its product enhancer of split mbeta protein. The transcript has a single exon. Gene Ontology annotation, molecular function: DNA binding; protein dimerization activity. Gene Ontology annotation, biological process: regulation of DNA-templated transcription. The record is from RefSeq and is a predicted model, not a curated record. Bases 213 to 842 code for a protein of 209 amino acids. Lineage: Eukaryota; Metazoa; Arthropoda; Insecta; Hymenoptera; Apidae.
CGGUCCCCACCAGAAACUCAGAACCGUCGUGAACACGGUAGCGAUACAUAGUAGUCUCGGCACUCCGAGAACGCAUUCACCACGCUAGUUAAAGCUUACGCACUGUACGCUCACGCUUAGAAAUCAGUCCGAUCCGUUCCUGAAACACGGGACAUCGUUUGGUGACAAGUGACAGAAAGUGAGGAGCAACGAUCUCUUCUACAAUCGUAUCUAUGGCACCGUUGACGAGUUACACGCCGGUCGGCGGUAUGGAGUACGAGGAGCCGGUGUCGAGGACUUACCAGUACAGGAAAGUCAUGAAGCCGAUGCUGGAGAGGAAGAGGCGAGCCAGGAUCAACCGUUGCCUGGACGAAUUGAAGGAUCUGAUGGUGACCGCGUUGCAAGCUGAAGGCGAGAACGUGGCCAAACUCGAGAAAGCUGACAUCCUCGAGCUGACUGUACGCCACCUUCACACGCUGAGAACCGCGAGGAGGCUCACCCUGACGCCGGAGAACAGCUACGCGGACAGAUUCAGGGACGGUUUCACCCAGUGCGCGCAAGAAGUGUCUUCGUUUCUGUCGACUCCCGUGGCCGCUGCCGUUCACCCGGCCGCCGGCGCGCAGUUGAUGAGACACCUCGGUGGUUGCCUGAGACGACUCGAAGGGCCUGCCGCGAGUCCGAUUGGAAAUGCAACUACGACGGUGAAUACCGUGAGUAAAACGGCACCAGCUCUCAGCCCGGCCACCAACGUGACGGUCACCGUACCGCAAAACGUUUACACGCCGCCGCAGAGUCCUGUCAGCGUGGCCAGUUCCUCGGGAGAGUCCACCGAGUCGAACAACGCCGUUUGGAGACCCUGGUGAUGGGUGAAGACGAAAGAUGAUUUGCCUUGGAGAUUGUGAAUGAGGAGAAAACUGUUCCUUCCUGGUGAAGAAGCUGUCCUGACACGGGCGAACAGCGAAUAGGAGGGAAAACGACGAAUCAUUGUCUUCCACGUUUCGAAAAAUUGUUAGACCCCGUCCUAUUCAGGGCGUUCGGUUAACGAUAAUCAUAAGAACGACAACGUUUUGUAAAAUAAUUCAUUGUAUCCGGUACUUCUCUCGACGAAAUCUUAUCUAUAAUGUAUUUUUCUCUCAUUUCACGGUACUGUAAAUAGGUGACGAAGCUUUAAGUGACACGUCUGUGAUAGGGUUCAAUUUUGUACCUGAAAUAAAUCCCGUAAAGUAGAUUGAUUAUUAUCUAUUAUUAUAGACUUUAACUUGUUAUAUGUUUAAAAGACAGUUUUGUGGGCGAGAGAUACACGAUGUUUUCCCAUUCUUUUUUUUUUGUUGAGGAACUGAUCGUACAUUGUGCAACAUUGAAUAAACACGCAUUGUUUCAAAUUUCCUUUUCCUUUAUUUCUUCACUAUCAUUCUUUAGCAUAGAAUUAUAUCGUUAGUUAAUUUCUUAUUAUGUCAUAUUAUUUAGUAUCUACGAACAAAUUUCUAUGUUUAGUUAGAAGAGUUACAUGUCCUCUGUAGUUAUUACUUAAAUCGCUAAUAAAUUGUUGUAACACGUUAUAAUAAUUGUAAUACGUUCCUUUUCGAUAAUUAAAAUCAAUUUUUACUCAUUUAUUUUUAUGCGACUUACUAUGUGUAUAGUGCAUUUUCUGAAAACGGUACUUCUCAAAAUCUGUAUGUAUGAAACAUUGAAUUAGAAAUGUACAACCUGUAGGGUAUAUGUACGAUAUUCAUUCUUAUUCAUAUCGCCUUUUUACUACAAAUCCUAUAUUACAAUGUUAUCUACGAUUUCAUUUGUUAAAUAAAACCAAAUGUAAAACCUUGAA